AUGAGCUCAAAUCCAAAUGAACAGGCUAUUUCAACACUUCACACACUUUUUAUUAUUGUAUAUUUACAGGUAGAGUUUUGAGAUUAUUCUGAAGAAAAAUUCUGAAUCGGUUAAAUAUUGUGAAGUGGAGUGAUUUCGAUACGUCGAUUAAAAGUCUUUUAAAAAACGUUAAGAAAAAAAUUCUAUUUCAGUUUUUGUUUCAAAACUUCUAAUAUUUUUAGGAAAUGGCAUGGGUGUCUGCACCACUUCUCAUAAGUGCAAAUGUUUUUCUUCAUGCUUGUAUCACAACACAAUUCAAUAUAGGUUUCGAAACAAGUUGUUUUCUAUCACUUAACUUUUUUAAAUUUCAGAAUCAAUAAUUCUAUCCGCUCUAAUAUUUUCAUUUUUUCUCAUCUCCGGUCUUGCCAUAACAAUUUCUCUUUAUUUGGCUCACACAAUUGCUCUUCGAAAUUGUCGGCCAUCAUAUUUUUUGCCAUACGCGAUUUGUAAAACUAUUCGGAUUGUUACUUUGGCGAUUUGUGAGUUGAUAAACAUUGGGUUCUAAAAUAUAGGAAACAUUUUUUUUUUCAAAAUUUCAAAAAUCAAUUAAUUUGAAAUAAAAAGAAAAAAUUUUAUUGGUUUUUGGAAGUGGAAUAUUAUUAGAGCUAAAUUCGAAAAUUACAGUAUCCCUGUGCAUUCUUCUGUCACCAACUCUUAUCAAAAUAUAUUUCUACGCAAGUAUUUAUGGAUUAUUCGAAACAAUUGCAGGAGCUGUUGCUUUAGAGGUAACCCUUUUUUCAAAAUGAAAAUAGAAAAUAUAAUUUGAGAGUUCACGUUUCAAAAGAAUUUUUAACUUUUUGUGUGGAAUCUCUUUUUUGUUUACAGGUCACAAUUCGGUGUAUUCGAGAAACAAAAAGAAUUCGUAGUGGAAGACGAAGACAAACUCGCUCUGAUGCAAAUCCGGUAUCAAAAUGUACUUUGAUGGAAGCAUAA
Caenorhabditis angaria is the source of this 972-nucleotide messenger RNA. Lineage: Eukaryota; Metazoa; Nematoda; Chromadorea; Rhabditida; Rhabditidae. The record is from the annotation of a GenBank genome assembly.